GUGCAUUUUGCCUUUUUCUUUUCCUGGUGAAACAUUCUUUGUUUGGCUGCGAUCUGAGUUUGCUUGAAUGGACUUUUUGUGCGUUAUUAAUUGUGGAGUUUUUGCUGAUCUUUGUUAAGAUUCACCAAUCAUAUGUGACAUAUACCUGUGUUUAGAUCUUCUCUACUAUGUUAAAUAUGUGCAUAGGUAGAUUAGUUUGCAGAAACAAAAACCAUGCGUUCAUUAGUUUGCAAAAACAAAAACCAAAAUGUGCAUUAGUAGAUUUUUUUUGCUUUGCAAAAAAUCAUAAUGAAGGAGAAUGUGAUGAAAAAGCAAACCAUGUUCAGAUUAUAGCAGGAUACAUUUUCAAAUUUGGUGGAGAAAAUUUUGGAGAAAUCAUUGAUCCAAGGGAGAAUAAUCCAGAAUUUGCAGUAGGAGAAAGAGCUUUUUUUAAAAAAAACAACAAGAAGAAGACUGGUCAAAAAAGAGCUUUCAUUAUUUUAGAGGAUGAUCAUUUGGUUUCAACCAUUUAUUCUCAAGGUUCUUCAAAUAGACCGGAAAGUUCAAAUGUCGGAAGCCACAAAAGGUGCAGAGAAUAUGGAAGCUCCUCUCAGGCAAAUUAUGAGGAAAAUGUUCAAGAUCAAGAGUCUCAAAUACAGCACGAAAGCAGCCACAACAUGGAAAAUUAUGAAGAUUACUAUAAUCAGAGGUAUAAUAACGAAAUUGGAGAUUGGGACAACUUUAUCAAUCAGCAGCAGGGCAACCAGGGAUGGCAGAAUGAUCAGGGGGAUUCUUGGCAGCAAUGGCAUUCUCAGCAAGAGCCAGAGAUGUAAAUCAAGCUGAAUCCUUAGUUCUGCUAAGAGAUUUGCAAUGGGUGCAUGAAAUGAAGCUCAAGAAUGUUAUCAUAGAAGGAGAUAAUAGGUCAGUCAUUGAGUGUUGUAAUAGUAGUAUAGAUGUCUUUAAAUGGGAGAAUCAAAAUGUUAUCACUGAUUGUCAAAAAAUCCUCCAAAAUUUAGAGUCUUGUCUAGUUUCUUUUCAUAAAAGGUCUGGUAACAGUGUAGUAGAUAAGUUAGCUAAGUUUGCUAGAACUAGCAUUGGAUUUCAGGUUUGGAGAGAAGAUCCUCCAAAUAUUAUAGCUAGUAUCCUAGAAAUAGAAAGCAAGAAUUAGAUGUUUGUCUGAGUCAGUUUGUACUCUGUGUGUUGUCUUUGUCGUGGUUGUUCUCUCUUGUUGUGUUUUCAAUAAAUCUCCUUCUUCUUUGCUCAAAAAAAAA
This is a messenger RNA of Papaver somniferum (opium poppy), 1250 nucleotides long. RefSeq lists its product as uncharacterized. Bases 168 to 812 code for a protein of 214 amino acids. The record is from RefSeq and is a predicted model, not a curated record. NCBI's taxonomy places the organism in Eukaryota, Viridiplantae, Streptophyta, Magnoliopsida, Ranunculales, Papaveraceae. The transcript is spliced from 2 exons.